AUGGCAGGGGCAGAAGCACAAGGUACUAUUGGUCAAACUGCACUUAUGGAAAACGUUCUGGAACGAUAUGAGAGACAUGCCCAUAUAGGGCAACUUGUUGAAGAUGGUGAUGAAUCACAGGGCAACUGGUCCUUGCAAUGCUUCAAGCUCACCGGAAAAGUUGAAGUCUUAGAGAGAAACUUAAGGAACUUUGUGGGACAAGAUCUGGAUCCCUUGAACUUGAGAGAGCUUCAGAGUUUGGAGCACCAGCUUGACACAGCUAUAAAGCGCAUCCGAACUAGAAAGAACCAAGUUAUGAAUGAAUCCAUCUCAGAUCUGCAGAAAAAGAUUAAGGAGAAAGGGAAGUCAGUGGCUGAACGUCCACAAUGUGUGCCUGAAACCUUAGGUCCAACAUACCCUCCAGAGCUUCAACCACAACAAAGACUAGUUCCUUCUUUAACACUCGGUGAGAAUUUACAAGCAGCACCAUUGGAGGAAGUGGAUGAAGAACGAGCAGUUCCUAGUACCACUACUCUCAUCCCACCAUGGAUGCUGCAUCAUUUUACAAGAUAA
Molecule: messenger RNA, 552 nt
Organism: Sphenostylis stenocarpa
Lineage: Eukaryota; Viridiplantae; Streptophyta; Magnoliopsida; Fabales; Fabaceae
Source: the annotation of a GenBank genome assembly